AUGGAGAGCAGCGAGGAGCCGGUGGCCGAGGCCGUUUUGAGCGGCUCCAGGGCGCAGGGAGAAGCCAGCGGGGAGGAGAAGCCGCGGAGAUGCCUGAGCAGGAGGGGCUGCAAACGCAGAGCGCGGGGAUCCGAGGGGCAAAGAGCCGGCCUGGGCCAGGGAGGGGCUCAGAGCCCCGAGCUGGGGCUCCGGGAGCAGCUCCAGGAGGGGCAGGAGAAGCCCCACGAGCGCUCGGAGUGCGGGAAGAGCUUCAGCAGGAGCUCCGAGCUGGGUGCCCACCAGAGGAGCCACACUUGGGAACAGCCGAGCUCUGAGGGGGAAAAACCCACCCUGGACCAGGGUCAGAGCUCAGAGCUGGGGGUCCAAGAGCAGCUCCAGGAUGGGCAGGAGAAGAAGCCCCACGAGUGCUCGGAGUGCGGGAAGAGCUUCAAGAGGAGAUCCUGCCUGGUUGUCCACCAGAGGAGCCACACGGGAUCUGAGGGGGAAAAACCCACCCUGGACCAGGGUCAGAGCUCAGAGCUGGGGGUCCGUGAGCAGCUCCAGGAUGGGGAGAAGAAGAAGCCCCACGAGUGCUCGGAAUGUGGGAAGAGCUUCAUGUGGAGAUCAUCCUUGAUCAAGCACUGCAGAAUCCACACCGUGCAACAGCUGAGAUCCGAGGGGGAAAAACCCAACUUGGACCAGGGUCAGAGCUCGGAGCUGGGGCUCCGUGAGCAGCUCCAGGAUGGGGAGAAGAAGCCCCACAAGUGCUCGGAAUGUGGGAAGAGCUUCAGGUGGAGAUCCAACCUGUUGGAGCACAGCAGAAUCCACACCGGAGAGAAACCCUACAAGUGUGGGGAGUGUGGGCAGAGCUUCAGCUGGAGCUCCCAGCUGCUUCUCCACCAGAGGAGGAUCCACACCGGGGAGAGGCCCUACGAGUGCCAGCACUGCGGGAAGAGCUUCAGCUGGAAGUCCCACCUGAGCAGCCACCUGAGGACUCACACUGGGGAGAAGCCCUACGAGUGCGAGCAGUGCCACAAGAAGUUCCAGAGCAGCUCCUCCCUCGUCGUCCACCGGCGCUCGCACACGGGCGAGAGGCCCUUCCCGUGCCCCGAGUGCGGGAUGAGCUUCAAGGAGAACUCGGCCCUGGUCAGGCACCGCCGCACCCACUCCGGGGAGAGGCCCUACGAGUGCGGGCAGUGUAAAAAUUCCUUCCCGACCAGCUCCCUGCUGGCCGAGCACCAGCGCAUCCACACCGGGGAGAAGCCGUUUGGCUGCCCCGACUGCGGCAGGGGCUUCAGGCAAAAGUCCAGCCUGGUCAAGCACCGGCGCAUCCACACCGGGGAGAGGCCGUACGUGUGCGGGCGCUGCGGGAAGAGCUUCACGCAGAGCUCCAACCUGUUUGCCCACCAGAGGAGCCACGCGGAGCGGCCCUACGAGUGCGAGUACUGCUGGAGGAGCUUCUCGCAGAGCUCCAGCCUGAUCGUGCACCAGAAGUGCCACACCGAGGUGAGGCCCUACGAGUGCAGGAAGUGCGGGAAGAGCUUCACCACCAGGUCCUACCUGCUCACCCACCAGAUGAUCCACACCGGGGAGCGGCCCUACGAGUGCGGGCAGUGCGGGAAGGGCUUCAUGUCCAAGUCCCACCUGAUUUACCACCAGAGGGGCCACAGCGGGGAGAAGCCCUACGAGUGCGAGCAGUGCAAGAAGAGGUUCCUGACCAGCUCCCAUCUCCUCAGCCACCAGCUGAUGCACACCGAGGAGAGGCCGUUCUGCUGCCCCGAUUGCGGCAAGGGCUUCAGGCACAAGUCCAACCUGGUGAUCCACCAGCGCAGCCACACCGGGGAGAAGCCAUUCCAGUGUCCCCAGUGUGGGAAGGGCUUCACCACGAGCUGCAGCAUGACCAGACACCUGGAGAGCCAGCACUGAGGUGGGAAGAGCUCCGUGGGCUGCUCCAGCUCCAUCCCACACGGGAGGAUCUGCUCUGGAUGGUCCCCAGUGGGCCCAGUUGGGCAGAGCCACCUUGAGCCCUGUUUGGAGGACACCUGGCUGAGGGCUCCUCAUCCUCCUGGAUUUGUCACCUUCUGACCCAGAAAAAUCUCAAAUUUUCCCUCUUUUGGUGGUUUUAAGCAACACUAGAUAGCCUUGGUGGUCUCCAACAUCAAUCCAUCCCACACGGGAGGAUCUGCUCUGGAUGGUCCCCAGUGGGCCCAGGUGGGCAGAGCCACCUUGAUCCCUGUUUGGGGAACACCUGGCUGAGGGCUCCUCAUCCUCCUGGCUCCCCAUGGCCUGGGAUUUUCUUUUUAUUUCUCUUUGUCCUUUCUAAAUCUGAGGUUGGAAAUAAAGACGUUGAACUAAAACAAG
Molecule: messenger RNA, 2340 nt
Organism: Agelaius phoeniceus (red-winged blackbird)
Lineage: Eukaryota; Metazoa; Chordata; Aves; Passeriformes; Icteridae
Source: RefSeq, a predicted model, not a curated record